AGUUUAACAGACUACUGGAAAGCGACCAGAUGGAAUUCAGCACUGGCUUCUUAACAGAUUCCGCACAUUUUAAAUUGUAUCGCACACAUUUUUUAGCGGACUUUCCUGGCAUUUGACAAGCCCUGGCGUGACUACAAGGGUCUGUGAAGCGGGGACAGAAGAAGACAUUUAAAGACCCAACAUCUUCCCACUGUAGGUCCCAAGGCGAGUGUGUGUCCAUCAUGCCGCUGUUUGGUAGAUCCCAGAAGAGUCCGGCGGAAAUCGUCAAGACCCUGAAGGAAAACAUGACCAUCCUGGUCAAACAGGAUAAGAAGACAGACAAGGCGUCUGAGGAAGUGUCGAAGUGUCUGGUGUCCAUGAAGGAGAUCCUGUACGGCAGCAACGAUAAGGAGCCUCACACGGAGACGGUGGCCCAGCUGGCCCAGGAGCUGUACAACAGCGGGCUGCUGCUGUCGCUGGUGAAGAACCUGCAGGUCAUCGACUUCGAGGGCAAGAAGGAUGUGUGUCAGAUCUUCAACAACAUCCUGAGGAGGCAGAUCGGGACGAGGAGUCCCACCGUGGAAUAUUUCUGUUCCCACCCAGAGGUGCUCUUCAUCCUGCUGAAUGGUUACGAGACGCCCCAGUCAGCGUUGAAUUGCGGGAUCAUGCUGAGGGAGUGCAUUCGCCACGAGCCGCUCGCCAAGAUCAUCCUGCACUCCAGUGAUUUCUACAAAUUCUUCCUUUACGUGGAGAUGUCCACCUUCGACAUCGCCUCCGACGCCUUCGCCACCUUCAAGGAUCUCCUGACAAGACACAAAGUGCUUGUGGCUGAAUACCUGGAGCAGAACUACGAAGCUGUGUUUACAGACUACGAGAAGCUGCUGCACUCUGAGAACUACGUCACCAAGCGGCAGUCUCUAAAGCUGCUGGGCGAGCUGCUGCUGGACAGACACAACUUCACGGUGAUGACGCGCUACAUCAGCAAGCCGGAGAACCUGAAGCUGAUGAUGAACCUGCUGCGAGACAAGAGCCCCAACAUCCAGUUUGAAGCCUUCCACGUCUUCAAGGUUUUCGUAGCGAACCCCAACAAGACGCAGCCCAUCAUCGACAUCCUGCUCAAGAACCAGACCAAACUAAUCGACUUCCUGAGCAACUUCCAGAAGGAUCGCACGGACGACGAGCAGUUCAACGACGAGAAGACCUACCUAAUCAAACAGAUCCGGGAUCUGAAGAAGCCGGCCUCCUAGAGAAGCCCCUCAACCCCAACUUUUUACCGAUAGGAUAAAAAAAAAAAAACACACACAUUAACAAUAACGGUUACUCUAUUUCAAAGAAAAUCUUUUCUUUGUUGGUUCAUUUGAAACACUAGUUCUCUAUCACUGAUCUUUGCUUUUGUAAAUGUUUCUCAUGAGGUCUUUGUUUGUUUUCCAUCUGUAGCAUGUCGUGCCACAACUCAUGGUGUUGAAGGCAUUCGCUCUGCUGGGAGAACCAGCGCUUACAAAUCCUUUUUGUAAUGCGAACAGUCACCAGAUGCAGUCUCUACACAUGGAUUGAUUUCUAACUGUUUAAGGGAAGUAGCUGCAAAUCAAAAACAACUAGAAUAAUGAAGAAUUUCUGCUUUUUUUUUGUUUUUUCAGCAAAAAAACAUAUUCUCAGUCAUCGCUCAAAGCUUCGUUAGCCAAAAAGCAACAUUUAGCUGCUAGACGUCCUUAUUGUAAAGUCCACUGAGACAAAUAUUACAUUUGUGAUAUUAGGCUGUAUAAAUAAUAAUAAUAAUAAUAAUUUCAAUUUAUAUAGCGCCUUUCACGAAACCCAAGGACGCUUUACAAUGGGAAGUAACACAACAAAAAGUAAUAAUAAUCAUACAGAUACAUAGGCUGAAGAAAACAAAACAGGAACAGGUUGCUGAGUACUGUAUAUUAGUUGAGGCCAAAGGCCUGAGUGAACAGAUGGUGUUUGAGGUGUUUUUUGAAGGUGUCCAGAGUGUCUGCAUUCCUGAUUGCAGAGGGGAGAGGAUUCCAGAGGGUGGGGGCUGCGACACUGAAGGCUCUGUUGCCAAAUGUUUUCAGCUUGGAGCGCUGGAUGGAGAGCAGCCCUUUGUCAGAGGACCGCAGGUGACGAGAGGGGGUGUAGGGCUGAAGGAGGUCAGAGAUGUAAAUAAACAUUGAUUGAUAGUUAAUUAAACAUGGGACAGGAUUAAGUAGACCUUUGAGAUUAAGAGUGUACUACAAGAUAAAUACAUUGGACUAUGAUCUAAGGGAUGCUUUUUAAUCAUCUGUAAUCGGAUAACCAAUCACAACAGAGAAACAACCUGGAAAUCAGCAUAAUAGGGCCUCUUUGAAGCUCUCGAAUAUUUGGCAAUAUCGAGACUGAGAAUAGACGUUUUGAGAGAACUGGUUUCAGUGACUGUUGACCGAAAAGUGUAGGAGUAUUUCAUUUGAGGGCCUUCUUAGUGGAACAUGCUAUGGGCACAGCUUCCUUUUGAUCACUGGUUCUCUUCGCUGGUGGCUGUAUGAUACAUAAUAUGUUAAUCUUAAGCGGAUCACUGCUUGAGGGUUAAUUUUUUUAUAUAUAGUUUCAUUUCUUGUCAUGUACAGUGUAUGGUUUGUACACCUGAAGUGAGUGCCAUUGUGAGUGGGAACGUUGUUUUGAUUUGGAUCUGACGUUGGUGUUAGAAACCAGCGAGAGGAUCCAGAGGUGCCUUUUUGGUUUGGUGUGUUUUGUAUUUCCAGUAUCUUUCUAGGGGAGCUUAAUUGUUAUGUUAAUGAGAAUAUGCUCUGGACAGAACAUAUCUGUUGUGAUUAAGCAGUGAACUUCUCAACUCACUAUACUUGAGUUACGCUGUCAUAGAAACGUUUUGAACUUUUUCAAGCUGAUGCCAUCGUGUACAGACCAGGGGCUUUACGGUUUCCGUUGAUUUAACGUUCAAAUUACAAACUGUGUUGGUGAAGAAAUCAGCGGGAACGUUAUCGCAGAGUGAGGCCAAAGUUUGAACUGAGAAAUGUAACUGUGAAAAAUCCACAUGUAGUAAAAAAAAAAAAAAUGCGGUUGUUUAUAUAUUUGAAUAAUAAUGAAAAUUGACAUUGGCACUUCAAUUAUAGGAAAUGUUUGAAUUUAUUCUCCAAUUGAUAUUUGAUCUGCAUCCACAGGAGUCUCUUUAAUCAGGACACGGACUAAUUGAACCAUUAAAAUAUGUCAUUGAGUCCGAAUGGAUGACAGUAACAGUCUUGAAUCUGGAAAAAUAAUUCAGCCUUUUUUGUCGUCUGGGUUUAAAACAAAAAACAAUCCCAGCCCUUUGUUAGUGCUUCAAGCUGUGACAUAUCGUACUAACAUGCAAAAGUAGACCAACCAGUUUAACUUGAGCCAAACUCACCCACGUUUUUAUUUCGCCAACAAAAGAACAAUUAGCAACUCCACAUUAUCCUCUCUCUCUCUCUCAAGGCCGCCUCCUUAUUUUCCACAUUGAUGCUAUUGUACCACAUUCACAACAAAUAAAAGGAUGGGAAUGCA
Gymnodraco acuticeps is the source of this 3489-nucleotide messenger RNA. RefSeq names its product calcium binding protein 39-like (gene cab39l). The coding region runs from base 222 to 1226 and encodes 334 amino acids. The record is from RefSeq and is a predicted model, not a curated record. Lineage: Eukaryota; Metazoa; Chordata; Actinopteri; Perciformes; Bathydraconidae. Gene Ontology annotation, molecular function: protein serine/threonine kinase activator activity. The transcript has 9 exons. Gene Ontology annotation, biological process: intracellular signal transduction.